AGAAAAUCCAGAUACUAAUCAACCAACACCUAAAAUGGCUACAAAACUUAUAGUCCUAGGCUGCUUUCUAACGUACGCUUUUGCUAUGGCAGCAGCAUUGUCGGAAGGUGAUCCCCCGGUAGCAAGGAAAUUUGGUGGGGACGAAUGGGCAAGAACGGAGGCUGAAGCACCGGAGAUUUCACAUUCAGAAGAGACUGUACGGCUAGGCCACCACCAUUCUACGGUGGACAGAUCGGUUGCCGGCGGAGGAGUUAUUCUUGGCGGUUUAGCGACUACGUUUCUUGUGGUGGUGCUUUGUUAUCUAAGGGCCACAAGGAAACAUAAAACAAGUUAUAUUGAGGAGACUGAGACUCCUAAGGUUUUAGUUUCAGUUUAAUUUUCUGUCAAUAGUGUUUUUGAUGUAUAUGUUUAAUGUUCGUUUUAUUUUUUUCAUUUAUAUAUAAAAAGAAUUGUGC
This is a messenger RNA of Eruca vesicaria subsp. sativa (arugula), 455 nucleotides long. The record is from the annotation of a GenBank genome assembly. Lineage: Eukaryota; Viridiplantae; Streptophyta; Magnoliopsida; Brassicales; Brassicaceae.